Messenger RNA from Sceloporus undulatus (fence lizard), 3355 nucleotides. RefSeq names its product L3MBTL histone methyl-lysine binding protein 2 (gene L3MBTL2). Gene Ontology annotation, molecular function: zinc ion binding. Gene Ontology annotation, biological process: regulation of DNA-templated transcription. Gene Ontology annotation, cellular component: nucleus. The transcript has 18 exons. The record is from RefSeq and is a predicted model, not a curated record. Lineage: Eukaryota; Metazoa; Chordata; Lepidosauria; Squamata; Phrynosomatidae. Bases 17 to 2308 code for a protein of 763 amino acids.
GCGGCCACUUGGAGCCAUGGAGCGGGAAGAAGGAGGAGGAGGAGGAGGAGGCGAGUUGGAGUCUCCUGCCCUCUGCAAAGCCUCAUCCUUUGAGCAGAUUGAUGAGGAGGAAGAGGAUCAUGACUUGGAUCUUUUCGGGGGUUAUGAUAGCUGUCGGCAUUACACCAGCAGUGCAGACAGUGCCAGCACCUCCUGUCUUGAAGACUCUAGUGAAAAUGAAGCAGCAGAUCGAGAAGCUGCGGAACUACCUGUGUCCCUUUCAAAGACCCAAACACCUACUGCCCGAGUGCCAGAUGAUAAUGGAUCUGAGCCAGAAUGCAUUUCCACAGAAUCGAGAGGACAGGAAGCUAUCUGUGAGAUGUGUGGUAUUGUGGGCACAAAAGAUGCCUUCUUCUCCAAGACUAAACGUUUCUGCAGCGUCUCCUGCUCCAGAAGCUACUCUUCAAAUUCUAAGAAGGCCAGCAUCCUAGCAAGGCUGCAGGGUAAACCACCUACAAAAAAAGCCAAAGUCUUGCACAAGGCAGCUUGGUCUGCUAAAAUUGGGGCUUUUCUCCAUACACAGGGAACUGGGCAGUUGGCAGAUGGAACACUCACUGGCCAGGAUGCUGUUGUUGCAGGAUUUGACUGGGGAACAUACCUGCAGGACCAUGAAUGCAAGGCUGCACCUGUUAGCAGUUUCAAACAUGUGCCUCUUUAUGACCAGUGGGAGGAUGUAAUAAAAGGGAUGAAGGUAGAAGUGUUGAAUACUGAUGCUGUCCUUCCCAGUCGUGUGUAUUGGAUUGCCUCUGUGAUUAGGGUUGCAGGAUACAAGGCACUACUACGUUAUGAAGGAUUUGAGAAUGACUCCAGCCAUGACUUCUGGGUCAACCUGGGCACUGUGGAUGUGCAUCCUAUUGGCUGGUGUGCCAUUAACAGUAAAAUCUUGGUUCCCCCACAAACGAUCCAUUCCAAGUACAUAAACUGGAAGGAGUACCUCAUGAAAAAGCUUGUGGGAUCCAGAACCCUCCCAGUGGACUUCCAUAUAAAGAUGACUGAGAACAUGAAGUAUCCUUUCCGCCAAGGCAUGAGAAUGGAAGUAGUGGACAAGACCCUUGUUUCUCAAACACGUGUGGCUGUAGUGGACAGUGUGAUUGGUGGCCGUUUGAGACUCCUUUAUGAGGAUGGGGACAGCGAUGAUGAUUUCUGGUGCCACAUGUGGAGUCCCUUGAUCCACCCUGUGGGCUGGUCCAAAAGAGUUGGCCACUCCAUAAAGAAAGCAGAAAAGUGCAGUGACAUGUCAAACCAUCCUACUUUCCGGAAGAUCUAUUGUGAUGCCGUCCCAUAUCUCUUUAAGAAGGUGCGUGCUGUCUACCCAGAGGGUAGUUGGUUUGAAGAGGGCAUGAAACUGGAAGCCAUUGACCCUUUGAAUAUGGGCAACAUCUGUGUGGCUACUGUUCAUAAGAUUCUUUUAGAUGGCUACCUCAUGAUUGGCAUUGAUGGUACAGCUUCACAAGAUGGUUCAGAUUGGUUUUGCUACCAUGCUUCCUUGCAUUCCAUUUUCCCUGCUGGUUUCUGCAAGAGGAACAGUAUUGAGCUGACCCCUCCAAAAGGUUAUGAUGCCAAGACUUUCGAUUGGGCAAGUUAUCUAGAAGAAACCAAUUCAAAAGCUGCACCAACACGUCUCUUUAACAUGGAUUUUCCAAAUCAUGGCUUCAAAAUGGGAGUCAAACUGGAAGCUGUAGACUUAAUGGAGCCAAGGCUCAUUUGUGUGGCUACAGUGAAACAGGUUGUCCAUCAUCUCCUCAAAAUCCACUUUGAUGGAUGGGACAGUGAAUAUGACCAGUGGGUGGAUUGUGAGUCCCCAGAUAUUUAUCCUGUAGGCUGGUGUGAAUUGAUAGGUUACCAGCUGCAGCCACCAGUGGUUCCAGAGCCUGUGUCACCUGUACCAGCUAAAGAGGUGCCAAAGAAAAGGCGAAAGCCAUAUGGAAAGAAGCGAAAAAAGAUGACUGCUAAAGCCCGUUCCAUCAAGCGAGCAGCCAAUAAAGCAACUGCCCCAAAAGCAAAGAGGAAAAUGAAAGCUACCUCGAAAAUAUAUGCUUCAAAAUCAGAGGAGGAAAAACAAGCUGCAAGCAAAACCUCACCAAAACCAGUUCCUGGUGAAAUUGUUGAUGCACAGGUGAAAGAAGAAAUUCUUGAUGCCCCAGCAAUAGAAUUUGAAGCCCCUCAGCUUCCUGUACCCACCAGCUGCUUGAAGGAUGAGGACAUGGAAGCAGAAACUCCAGCAAGACCUGUGCUGCUCACCUACUUGAAGGAUGAAGAUGUGGAUUAGAAAUUCAGGCUGCAAAGAGACUCCAGAGUCCUGCAUGGAAGUACUUGGAAGAACAAGGAAUGAAUCACUGGCCUUAAACAAGAGCUUGGAAAAGAAACAGAUAUUUUUUUAUUAUUAUUAUUACAACUCCCAAAAUCUCCCAGCUAGCAUGGCUAACAGUCCAGAAUAGUUUCAGAGCUGUAGUUCUUUCAUAGAAGAUUAUUCCACCCCAUAAAGUUCUCAGAGAACACAUUCAACAGAAUAAUUCAGAAAGACAACCCUUCAGUGCCUUUCUGGAUGACAUUUGAAGGAACUGAGUAUGAACCUCUGUGCUUAAGAAUUCUUGUGCAAUAGGAAGAAGGUGCUAUGAGGCUUUUUAGACUUGUAUUGAUUGGAUCUGUAUAUGCACCAAAGAACUACAGGACCACACUCUUCAAGAUGGUUGGAGGUGGAGGCUGUAAAUCACACCUCUGACCUCUUUCAUAUUGUCUUUAUUUCCCUUUUUUCUGUAUAACUUUCUUCUGCCGCAUACUGUUUUAUCCAAAUGGCCAAGGUAUCAAGAGAAUUAAAUAGUAUAUGAACUGACCCCUCCACCGUCAUGCGCAGACAUCGGAGCAUCCUCUUCUUCUCCUUGAGAGGAAAGCAUUCAGUGCAUACAGUGAGAAGUGCCCCUGUGUCCUUGAAGUCCUGACUCCUACAUGACCACUUUAGAUCAUGGCUCCUCACCAGAAAGAGGUGAGGAAGCUAGUUGCUGGGGUACAAAUAGCAGAGGUCUUUUUCUUUUUCCUCUGAUCUUUGCUAUGAAGUGAGUUAACGUUUGACAAGGAGGAAGGAAAAAAUUAUUGUAAACUUUUCUAGAUGCACAAUACAGUCAUAUGUGUUCAUAUGUGUUGCAUCUUUUUUGUACAGACUCGUAUUCUAUUAAUAAACUGUGUAAAUAAUAUUUUGGGCACAUCAUGAGAAAGCACCAUUCACUUGAGAAGAUAUUAAUGCUUGGAAAAGUGAAGGGCAGUAGAAAGAGAGGAAGACCGCACACCAGAUGGCUAGACUCAAUUAGGGAGGUCACAG